AUGUCUUUUGAAGCUUCAGCCCUUGUUGGUGAUCUUCACACCUGUCGCUCAGACCACGGUCUAGAAGACUGCUUCAGCCAGUUGUGCACUCUUGGCCCGGUAAAGUGCUGCGGACCCUCCCGGCCUCCGCCCGCCGCCCCGCCGCCCAAUCGGCCGGCCCGGAGGCGGGGCGGGGCGGCCGGGCCGCGGGCCUGCAGAGCCGCCGGGGACGCGGCCGGGCGCGCAGCCGGGGGCGCUCGGGAGGCGCUCGCGCGCUGCUUCCGCGGCAGCCCGCCCGCAGCAGCCCUCGCGCUCCGGGCGCCGGCCAUGGGGCCCUCCCGGGACGAGCCCGCCGCCGGGCCCGCGCCCGCCGACAGCCGCGCGCCCGGCCCCGAGGAGGCCGCCGCGGCGGACGCAGGGCCCCCCGCGCCUCCCGAGGGCGGCUGGGGCUGGCUGGUGAUGCUGGCGGCCAUGUGGUGCAACGGCUCGGUGUUCGGCAUCCAGAACGCCUGCGGGGUGCUCUUCGUGUCCAUGCUCAAGACCUUCGGGGCCGCGGACGAGGACGGGCUGGCCUUCAAGACAGCGUGGGUGAACUCUCUGUCCAUGGGGAUGAUCUUCUUCUGCAGCCCAAUCGUCAGCAUCUUCACAGACAUAUAUGGUUGUCGGAAAACAGCUGUCGUGGGCGCUGCGGUGGGAUUCACCGGGCUUCUGUCUAGUUCUUUUGUAAGCUCCAUCGAGCCCCUGUACCUCACCUACGGAGUCAUCUUCGCCUGCGGCUGCUCCUUCGCCUACCAGCCCUCCCUGGUGGUCCUGGGACAGUACUUCAAGAAGCGCCUCGGGCUGGUGAACGGCGUGGUCACCGCCGGGAGCAGCGCCUUCACGGUGCUGCUGCCCUUCCUGCUGAGGGUGCUCACGGACCGCGUGGACCUCUCCCACACGCUGAGGGUCCUGUGCGUGUUCAUGCUCGUCCUCUUCCUGGCCGGCUUCACCUACCGGCCUCUCGCCCCCAGCGACGGGCAGAGUGCAGCCCCGGGAGGCGACAGGGGCAAGUUCGGUCCUCCGAGAAGGCUUUUCAACACUGCCGUCUUCAAGGUGACCGCCUACUCCGUGUGGGCCGCCGGUGUGCCGCUUGCCCUGUUCGGCUACUUCGUCCCAUAUGUCCACCUGAUGAAAUAUGUGAAUGAACGAUUUCAAGAUGAAGAGAACAAAGAGGUGGUUCUCAUGUGCAUCGGGGUCACCUCAGGAGUCGGACGGCUGCUGUUCGGCCGCCUGGCGGACUGUGUGCCUGGCGCGAAGAAGGUUUAUCUACAGGUGCUGUCCUUCCUCUUCAUCGGGCUCAUGUCUGCAGCGACCCCACUGUGCACCGCCUUCGGGGCGCUCCUGGCUGUCUGCCUCGUCAUGGGCCUCUUUGACGGCUGCUUCAUCUCCAUCAUGGCGCCCAUUGCAUUUGAGCUGGUGGGCGCCCAGGACGUCUCCCAGGCCAUCGGGUUCCUGCUCGGGCUCAUGUCGGUGCCCAUGACUGUGGGCCCACCCAUCGCAGGGUUGCUCCGUGACAAGCUGGGCUCCUAUGACUUGGCUUUCUACCUCGCCGGGAUCCCUCCCCUCGUCGGGGGCGCCAUCCUCUGUUUCAUCCCGUGGGUCCAUAGUAAGAAGCAGAGAGCGGGCAGUGACCCUGCGGCAGGAGGACAGAUGGACAGAAUGGACCACCAGAGCGCUCUGCUGGCAGGCUCCGCGGGAAUCCUCAGGAAAGAGUCCGACUCUGUUAUUUGAUGUCUCCUGCGCCUCCACCGGACUGGGCUUGCUUUCAGAACUUUAAGCAAGUCGUCCUUUUAUAUGAAUUGCAAAUUAAUUUUUUAAAUCACAUCCCAAAAGUAGCACAAUCAUUGGGAAAUAGAAUCUUGCUACUGUAGAACCAUUUUCUGCUGCUGAAUAGCUAUCCGAUGCUCCCACCAGUCUGAGGGCAGAGACCCUGGUAGACGAAAACAUGUUUGGUGAGGAUUUGAAGCUAUCUCAGUGAAAAGCAACUUUGGAAACUGAAUGCUCUUUAGUUUGUACAAAUAUUUAAAAAUACCUCAAGCUAGAUUGAAAGGGCUGCAUUUGAUUAGGACUGGAAAAAGGUUGUCGCUUCACAUGGUGUUUUUAGCUCUGGGGUCUGUUUUAAGUUCUUCUGCUAUUUGGAAACUUUCUACAAAACUUAAGCCUGGAUUCUAGGUAAUGUCAGCUCUACCUAAUCUCAAGUCUGUUGAAGUCGCUUACCUGCUGUGAAACAAGCUGUGCAAUUCACUUCCUCUGACUUGCCCCAGUGUCCGGAGGCCUUCCUAGGGCAGAGCCCAGAGUGUGCCAGGAACCGGCGUGAGACCAGAAGGGUCCCAUUCGCAGGGUGGGGUGGUCCCCAAAUCAGGCCUUUCUUCCAUUUACGUCUGUUCUUCUUGGGUUCACACUGUUUGACUCAAGUAGCCAGAAACACCCCCAAAUUUCUGAAUUUGUUUGAACAACAAAGUAAAACAGAAUGAAAGCUAUUCUGGCAAAUUUAAUGUAGAAUUUUUCUGAGUUGACUUGUUAGCACUAGAACUUGAUAUUUUAAGUCUUCCUGAGCAUGUUCCCAAGUUGCAGUUUGAGGCACAAAUGGGGAAAAAAGAAUCUUUGUAUUUGUGAAGAUAAUAUCUAUUUCUGACAGAAGCAGUUGCUCAAAUUGGUUUAUAAAAUUAAUGUGUCUCGAAAGGUUAAAGCACUUAGGAAGAGAAACAACUCACACAUUUCAAAAGCUUCCUAGCAAAAAAUUGCUAGGCCACCUCCUUCAGCUUUCAAAGCCCAAAGAAAAGCCCCGUGUGAGCAAUUACUGCUUCAUCGGAAGGGAGCUAAUGGUUGCCCGGAUUAAAAGGCACGGGGCACAAUAUGAAGGGGUCAAAAUACCAGUAAAAGCUCUUCAGUGAUUUGUUCUGAUAAAUGGAUAUAAAAGGAACAAAAAAGGAAUAUUAAUUUAUGUGGCAUGGGAAUAAUCUGAAAAAUGAAAAACUGAAGUAAUGUAUAAUCCACGUGUAAUAAUGACAGUCAUUAAACCGCUCUGCCGGUGGCUUUUCAAAAACACACCAGCAACUUGACAAUGACUGCUUUCCUCUGUGUUUUCUUUGGCAGGAGAACAGACAGUCACCGACAAUAGAGUGCAUGCUUGCGCCUUACCCGUCCAGCUCACACAUUAAACUCCCAUACGGGGCACCCCUUUCCGGGUGGAACGGGUUCUGGGCAACGCAUUUUUGUCUUAUUGGUGCCAUGUCAAGUGGGUGGCAGUGUAGGUAGUUAACCCACAAGUUCCCAGGCAGAGGCGGUUGCCGGCCUCUCCGGGUUGCACUGUACUUUGGAGUUGAAUGUCACUGAGCAUGCGUGUGAUCACAGCUGUCAGUAUAAACAACACUGAGAAAUCAAAUUAGAUCCGUGGUACUAUUUUGGAGCCUCUCAGGUAGGACUUUUACCAGAUAAUACUUUUCAAUAUCUGUUUGUUAGAAGAGUUGUUUUUGUUGAAUAUUUUAAAUGUGGGUAACCACGUAAACAUUGUCUCCUGUGAUCUUCCCUAAAUAGUCUUCUGUAUCACGUUCCAACGUACUAGAAAGUAGCGGGUCAAAGUCUUCCAUGAUUCAGGGUGUGCUGGGGCGGUGUUUCAGGGCAAGCGUCUGUCAUCAGCAGUGCUGCACUACGAGCACACUGCAUAUCUGGUGCCUUUUUCUCCCCUACCAAAGAAAGGUUAGAUCAAAAUUGGUGCUGAAUUUCAUGUUCCUUGCAAAAUUAUUUUUUAUUUUUGAAUACGAAUAUAACCCAAUAGGAGAUGUUUAGCUAUAGCAGUACUAUGCUUGUUGUAUUUCAUAUAUAUCUCUCAGGAAAAAUACCUCACCUAUAAAGUAAUUACUGAGUUCAAAUAUCUACUUAGAGGUAUGUAAUUCUGUUAAUAGGUAAGCCUUUAAAGUAUGAAACUCACAAAAAAUGAUUACCCAAUGAAAACUUAGUCAUACUGAGUUUAGCUCCAGUAGGUAACAACUUUAAAAGUUCCAUACAAUGUUACAUGUCACUUAUAAGUAAAGAUAAAGAAAAAGUUCCUUGUUAAUGCUUCUAGCUUGAAGUUAGCUAUUCAAAGGGUUCUGUAACUCUGAGGGUAUGUGAAAAAUGUGUUACAUAUAUUUUACUAUAUACAGUAUAUAGCUUCCUACUGUUUAAGUAGACAUUUUAAGCUAUAUUUCAGGCUAAAAUCAGUUUUGGGAGUCAUCAAUCUUAAAUUUGGAUAAUGAGCUACAUUAAAAAAGAAUUCUCACUGUAAGUAUUACUGUCCAUCUUUCAGAUUUAACACAAAGAUUUAAAUCAGUAAGGUCGAUGUCUGGGUCAGUGUCACCAAAUCUCAGACCUAUAAUUGAUUAAGGGCCGUCAGCAUGGUGGUGGACGCUCACUGUAUGACACCUGAAAGUCCCUGUGGACUUGAGCCCUGAUGUCCUGGAAGCAGGAUUCGGACAAAGUGGGGACCUGAGGUGGGACCAGCAGGUUUAUUCAAUCCUGCUAUCUUUAUAGACUUCACCGUAACUCUAUUUUAUAAGGGUGUUAUACAAACAAGUUAAGAAAAUGAUACACAGUAUCAUUUUCCUAAUUAGGUCAUAUCAUAUGUUUAGAAUAGAAUACACUGGAUUCUGUUAACUGGUAACUCCUUUCCACUGUUACUGUGAGUCAUGUACGGGAGGGAGGAUGGAGGUUCGCUAAUCAGAAGUCGCAGCAGAGUGAGAUCAAAUAUUCCCUACCUUCUAAUAUAACAGUAGCUUGUGAAGUGUGAAAUCAUCAAGGCAUCGCACAGGCUUGGUUAGUUUGUAUCUUGUCAGUCUGAUCUCCUGUCAGGUUAUUUUAGCCUGGAAGUCACAGCUACCACACACCAAACCCUGCAGUAUUAUUAAGAGAGAGCGUGGAUAUUUUAAGUAUCUCCUAGUAUAAUAUGGCAUUUUUCAUGUCAACUUAUUUUAAUGUUGAUUGGAAAAGUUAUUUUUAAAUUAUUUUGUGUAUUUUCAGUUAGAAAUGCACACUUUACCUUAAACACCAAAAAAACACACAAAUUCUUCUGGGGCGUGCCGUGCACCCGGUGAGGCUCUGUUUCUCCGCCUACACAGGGUGCUCUGUGGCACAAUAUCAGUUUACAUGUAGUUCACUGUGCGAAAUAAUUGGGCUGGGUUCGCUCAGUAUGCAGCAUUUUAUGCUUGCCUUAAAAAUGAUGUUUCUCUUUAAAGAGUAUGAUUUAUAAUUGAUUUUUUAUAAUGUGAAAAAUAGAUAACCAAAACCUUUUUAAUGAAAAAAGCUUUGUAAUCAUAUGAAGAAUAUGAUCAUUUUUCUGUGGAACAAUGUGAUAGUCUCAGUAAAUAUAAUUUUAAAAUUUUAAUAAAUUUCUGGAAGCCCU
Molecule: messenger RNA, 5398 nt
Organism: Manis javanica (Malayan pangolin)
Lineage: Eukaryota; Metazoa; Chordata; Mammalia; Pholidota; Manidae
Gene: SLC16A10
Product: solute carrier family 16 member 10
Biological process (GO): transmembrane transport
Cellular component (GO): basolateral plasma membrane
Molecular function (GO): transmembrane transporter activity
Source: RefSeq, a predicted model, not a curated record